Molecule: messenger RNA, 1359 nt
Organism: Erinaceus europaeus (western European hedgehog)
Lineage: Eukaryota; Metazoa; Chordata; Mammalia; Eulipotyphla; Erinaceidae
Product: histone H3.v1
Exons: 4
Coding region: 258-1280 (340 amino acids)
Cellular component (GO): nucleosome
Molecular function (GO): DNA binding; protein heterodimerization activity; structural constituent of chromatin
Source: RefSeq, a predicted model, not a curated record
UCCCGGAAGGCAGGAGGAAACUUUCCCCUGCAGUUGGCCAACGGCAGUAAGAGGCGGAGGGCGGGGCCAGGAGCAUUCUGUUGCGGCCACUCAGCGUUUGGCUUCCUGUGACGUCACGUCCAAUGAGCAGCUAGCGCGGGACUUUCAAUUCUCGUCCCGCCCACUUGGGAAAGGCUGUGGCUAUAAAAGAUGCGGCGGCGGCCCACUAGCACUCGUUUCGCUCUUGCUUCUCGAGGUGGUGAGUGUCUCAGUACACCAUGGCCCGCACGAAGCAGACCGCUCGCAAGUCGACCGGUGGCAAGGCCCCGCGAAAGCAGCUUGCCACCAAGGCGGCCCGCAAGAGCGCGCCGGCCACGGGCGGCGUGAAGAAGCCUCACCGCUACCGGCCCGGCACCGUGGCCCUGCGCGAGAUCCGCCGCUACCAGAAGUCCACCGAGCUGCUGAUCCGCAAGCUGCCGUUCCAGCGGCUGGUGCGCGAGAUCGCACAGGACUUCAAAACCGACCUGCGUUUCCAGAGCUCGGCGGUGAUGGCGCUGCAGGAGGCGAGCGAAGCCUACCUGGUGGGGCUGUUCGAGGACACCAACCUGUGCGCCAUCCACGCCAAGCGCGUCACCAUCAUGCCCAAGGACAUCCAGCUGGCCCGCCGCAUCCGCGGGGAGCGAGCUUCUUUCCUGCCCUCGCUGCCGUUCACCCGCGCCUGCGCACUAACUGCAGCUGGCUCCGCCGCCAGUUUUGAAAUCAUCAGCCCAGAGAUCCGCUUGACACCCCCACGCCGCGCCAGGCGCCGGAUAGCUGGCUUGGUGAUCCCCUGGAUGUUAUCUCGCAGGACUUUGCGACUGUUUCAGGUUUCUCCAGGUCAGAGAUACAAUAUGGCCCGCACGAAGCAGACCGCUCGCAAGUCGACCGGUGGCAAGGCUCCGCGAAAGCAGCUUGCUACCAAGGCGGCCCGCAAGAGCGCGCCGGCCACGGGCGGCGUGAAGAAGCCUCACCGCUACCGGCCCGGCACCGUGGCCCUGCGCGAGAUCCGCCGCUACCAGAAGUCCACCGAGCUGCUGAUCCGCAAGCUGCCGUUCCAGCGGCUGGUGCGCGAGAUCGCACAGGACUUCAAAACCGACCUGCGUUUCCAGAGCUCGGCGGUGAUGGCCCUGCAGGAGGCGAGCGAAGCCUACCUGGUGGGGCUAUUCGAGGACACCAACCUGUGCGCCAUCCACGCCAAGCGCGUCACCAUCAUGCCCAAGGACAUUCAGCUGGCCCGCCGCAUCCGCGGGGAGCGAGCUUAAGUAAGGAGAGCCCGCUCGGCUCGAACCCUGUCUCAUCCAAAGGCUCUUUUCAGAGCCACCACAUUUUCAUAAAGGGCGG